Molecule: messenger RNA, 6895 nt
Organism: Drosophila pseudoobscura
Lineage: Eukaryota; Metazoa; Arthropoda; Insecta; Diptera; Drosophilidae
Gene: grh
Product: grainy head
Exons: 15
Coding region: 1830-5906 (1358 amino acids)
Biological process (GO): regulation of transcription by RNA polymerase II
Cellular component (GO): nucleus
Molecular function (GO): RNA polymerase II cis-regulatory region sequence-specific DNA binding; DNA-binding transcription activator activity, RNA polymerase II-specific
Source: RefSeq, a predicted model, not a curated record
CAGCGGCAGCAGCAGCACUCACAGCAGCAGCGGCGGCAACAGCAAACGGCAACGGCCAAGCGCACAUUCAACAGUUGAACAAUCUCCAAUUGACUCUUUGGGCAUUAUAGCCGAGCCGAUCCGAUCCGUUCAAAACCGAUCCCGAGAGCUCUACUCUACUCCACUCGCCUCAACGUUCAUCCGCGACGACAAGUUUUGCGUGUACCUUUUUCCGUGCAGCGCGCCACAGCUCGCCCUGGCCCCAACGAAAAAGCCUGGACACUGCUCGACGCAUUGUACAGUAUAUAAUAAUAGUUCUAUAGUGCGAAUAUCUGUUCGAUCUGUGAGUGUUCAGACGUCGUCGUAGUCGUAAAACAAACACAAAAAUCCGCGCUUAAACUUUUUCGAAAAAAAACACAUACAAAUUUCAGUCAAGAAGAAGAAAAAACGAAAAUUUUCUAUAUGUAUGAGCCCCGUGCGCGUGUGUUUGUGUAUUUGUGUGCUGGUUCGCUCUUUGCUGGAAGAGAGUAUGUGUGCGACCGCGCGCGUGUGUGUGUGUGUGUGUGUUAGUGAGUUGAAAUGAGACGCCAUCAAAGCUGAGCGCAAAAGCAAAAGCAACAAAAGCAAAUAAUAAAAUUCAAAAUAAAAAUAGUGAUUAAUAACAGUGAAGCGGAGGAGAAGAAGAAAAAUUAAUUACAAAUUAAUUGUGCAACAACAGAAAAAAAGAAAAAAAACUCAAAGAGAACCACCAACAUGAAACAUGUUUAAACAUUUUGCAAGCAAAGAGAAAAUACGCAAAUGCCAUUUCCCACCUUCUCUUUACACCAACAAUGGUAAAAAAAUGUUAACUUCAUUGUGAUCAAACGCGCCCCACACACACUCCCCGAACCCCCUCACACGACGCGACUGGGGCCAAAAUGCAACAACGUCCACCCGCCCGCCAGCAGAAAGAGCAACAGCAGCAACCACUACAACAACAACAAAGACAACAACAACAACAACAACAGCUCCACAUACCACAACGAGUGGCAUAUUAGAAGCAAAAAAAAGUCAAAGCCAACAAAAGAGGCCAGAGCUUGGAGACCCAGCAAGACGCAUACAACAACAACAACAACAACAGCAACAAAAAGUACACCAACAACACGAAAGUGGCGAAAGGUGCACCCACCAGCAGGCAGACAGCAACAGCAAGCAGUCGUAACAUUUAAGCGGGCACCGCAUUCGGUUUUGCCUUUCCACGCCGUGUUAGAGCCAACUCCAGAAACAAAUCCAACUCCAGCUUCAGUUCCAACUCCCAUUUGCAGUUCCAGUUCCAAUGCCAGAUAGAGUGCCAUAGAGAUCCUCACUAAGUGCCAAAAUCAACAGCCUAAUCCUGAUCACUGCGCUUACCUGCCAAAAGCCAGAAGCCAGAGCCACACAGCUUAGGACGGACACAGCUGCUCAACCGGAGCCGAGAAAACAACGAAAGGAAGUUCCUUAGUGCCAUAGAAUGCAGUAAUUGAAGAAGCCACAACGAAGAACAGCAACUGCAGCAGCCGCAAGAACAACCAGAAGCUCAACCGAACACGGAACACCGAUAUCCAAAUCGAAGCAAAUCAACAUAGUGCCUUGAAUCAAUCCGUUGAUAAGUGAUAUUUAUUAUGUUUAUACCCGCAAGGAGCUAUCGAAGCAGCAGCAACAGUGAGAGCCUUAACCAUCGGUCGGGAAUCGAUGAGCAGGCCAAGUCCUAGACAUAGUCCUUCCUCAUCGCAGUGCUACGCAGUCCUAACCCACGAGUGCAAUCCGGAAUCCAGUUCAAAUUAGUGAAGUAAGCCAGGAGCCUUAGCCAGGAGAGACAACCAGGUUGAAUAAUGUCCACAUCCACCGCCACAACGAGCGUCAUCACGUCCAACGAGCUCUCGUUGUCCGCCCACGGGCACGCCCACGCGCACACACACUCCCACACGCACAGCCACGGCCACGGUCACUCGCUGCACCAGCACCCCCACAGUCGGAUCGGAGUGGGCGUCGGAGGAGUCGGCGUAGGAAUCGGUGUAGGAGUGGGAGUGGGAGUCCUUAGUGACGCCUCUCUCUCACCCAUCCAGCAGGGAGGAGGCGGCGGCGGCGGAGGCGCCAACAGUUCCCCCCUGGCGCCCAACGGAGUACCCCUGCUGACCACCAUGCACCGCUCCCCGGACAGUCCCCAGCCGGAGCUGGCUACCAUGACGAACGUCAACGUCCUGGACCUGCACACAGACUCCUCGAAGCUGUACGACAAGGAGGCGGUCUUCAUCUACGAGACGCCCAAGGUGGUGAUGCCCGCCGACGGUGCCGCGGACGAUGCUCAUGCCAUCGAUGCACGGAUCGCGGCCCAGCUGGGCACACAGCACGCCCAGCAGCAGCAGCAGCAACAACAACAACAACAGCAGCAGCAGCAGACGGAGCACCAGCCGCUGGCCAAGAUCGAGUUCGACGAGAACCAGAUCAUCCGCGUCGUGGGACCGAACGGAGAGCAACAGCAGAUCAUUUCGCGGGAAAUCAUCAACGGGGAGCAUCACAUCUUGUCGCGGAACGAGGCCGGAGAGCACAUCCUCACGCGCAUCGUCAGCGAUCCCUCGAAGCUGAUGCCCAACGACAAUGCGGUGGCCACCGCCAUGUACAACCAGGCCCAGAAAAUGAACAACGACCACCAGGCCGUCUACCAGACCUCGCCCCUGCCCCUGGACGCCUCCGUGCUGCACUACAGCAACGACAACAGCAACGUGAUCAAAACGGAGGCGGACCUCUACGAGGACCACAAGAAGCAUGCGGCCGGCGGGGGCUCGAUCAUCUACACCACCUCCGACCCGAACGGCGUCAAUGUGAACGUGAAACAGCUGCCCCAUUUGGCCGUGCCGCAGAAGCUCGACCCGGACCUCUACCAGACGGACAAGCACAUCGAUCUGAUCUACAACGACGGCAGCAAGACCGUCAUCUACUCCACCACCGACCAGAAGGGCCUCGAGAUCUAUUCGGGCGGCGACAUCGGCAGCCUCGUCUCCGACGGCCAAGUGGUGGUCCAGGCGGGCCUCCCCUAUGCCACCACCACCAGUGCCACAGGCCAGCCCGUCUACAUCGUGGCCGAUGUCAGCGAGGACCAUUUACAAAGCAGUGGAAAGCUCAAUGGCCAGACCACACCCAUCGAUGUCUCGGGCCUAUCGCAGAAUGAGAUCCAAGGCUUUCUGCUCGGCUCCCACCCCUCGUCAUCGGCCUCGGUCAGCACCACUGGCGUUGUCUCCACCACCACAAUCUCGCAGCACCACCAGCAGCAACAGCAGCAGCAGCAACAGCAACAGCAACAACAACAGCAGCAGCAGCAUCCCGGGGACAUUGUGAGUGCCGCAGGCGUGGGGAGUGCAGGCUCCAUUGUCUCGACGGCGGUGCAACAGCAGCAACAGCAACAGCAACAACAGCAGCAGCAGCUGAUCACCAUCAAAAGAGAGCCGGAGGAUCUGCGCAAGGAUCCGAAGAACGGUAACAUUGCCGGAGCGGCGGCAGCGAACGGCGGCGCGGGUUCGGUCAUAACGCAAAAGAUCUUGCACGUGGAUGCAUCGCCACCAGCCGACGAAGCUGAGAUUAGCGAGAUUAGCCACAGACCCAGCAGCACAACCUGCACAACCACAACCAGAACCCGAACCAGAACCACCAGCUGCAGCAGUAGUAGUCCUGCUACCGAACUAGAGAUGUAUGCUACCACGGGCGGCACACAGAUUUACCUACAGACCUCACAUCCCAGCACGGCCAGCGGCGCGGGAGGAGGCGGCGGCGGCGGCGGCGGGGGUGGAUCUGGAGGAGCCGGAUCCCUGCAGGCACAGAGCCCCAGUCCGGGGCCGUACAUAACCGCCAACGACUAUGGGAUGUACACGGCCAGCCGACUGCCGCCCGGCCCCCCGCCCACCACCGCCACCACCUUCAUAGCGGAGCCCUACUACCGCGAGUACUUCGCGCCGGACGGACAGGGCGGCUACGUGCCCGCCUCCACGCGCACCAUCUACGGAGACGUGGACGUUUCGGUGUCUCAGCCGGGCGGAGUGGUCACCUACGAGGGCCGCUUCACCGGCAACGCCCCCCCGCCCACCACAACCACGCUGCUAACGAGCAGCGUCAGCGUGCACCACCAGCAGCAGCAGCAGCAACAGCAACAGCCCCAACACCAGCAGCACCUCCACCAACAGCAGCCACAGCAGCAGCAGCAACACCAUCACCCGCAGGACGGCAAGGGCGGCGGCGGGACGCCACUCUAUGCCAAGGCCAUCACGGCGGCGGGACUCACCGUGGAUCUGCCCAGUCCCGACUCGGGCAUCGGCACGGACGCCAUUACGCCGCGGGAUCAGACCAACAUACAGCAGUCCUUCGAUUACACGGAACUGUGCCAGCCGGGCACCCUCAUCGAUGCCAAUGGCAGCAUACCCGUGUCCGUGAACAGCAUCCAGCAGCGGACAGUGGUCCAUGGCAGCCAGAACAGUCCCACCACCUCCCUGGUGGACACGAGCACAAACGGUUCGACGCGUUCGCGGCCCUGGCACGACUUUGGCCGCCAGAACGAUGCCGAUAAAAUACAAAUACCAAAAAUAUUCACAAAUGUUGGCUUCCGAUAUCACCUGGAGAGCCCCAUCAGCUCGUCGCAGAGGCGCGAGGACGAUCGCAUCACCUACAUCAACAAGGGCCAGUUCUACGGGAUCACGCUGGAGUAUGUGCACGAUGCGGAUAAGCCCAUCAAGAACACGACGGUUAAGAGUGUGAUCAUGCUCAUGUUCCGCGAGGAGAAGAGCCCCGAAGAUGAGAUCAAGGCCUGGCAAUUCUGGCACAGUCGCCAGCAUUCCGUAAAGCAAAGAAUCUUGGAUGCAGAUACGAAGAAUUCGGUUGGCCUGGUUGGCUGCAUCGAGGAAGUGUCGCACAAUGCCAUCGCCGUUUACUGGAAUCCGCUGGAGAGCUCCGCCAAGAUCAACAUUGCGGUGCAAUGCCUGAGCACGGAUUUCAGCAGUCAAAAAGGAGUCAAGGGCCUGCCGCUGCACGUACAAAUCGACACAUUCGAGGACCCCAGAGAUGCGGCCGUCUUCCACCGGGGCUACUGUCAGAUAAAGGUCUUCUGCGAUAAGGGCGCCGAGCGCAAAACGCGCGAUGAGGAGCGACGGGCCGCCAAGCGGAAGAUGACGGCCACCGGCAGAAAGAAGCUGGAUGAGCUCUACCAUCCGGUGACAGAUCGGUCCGAGUUCUAUGGCAUGCAGGACUUUGCCAAGCCGCCGGUGCUCUUCUCGCCCGCCGAGGACAUGGAGAAGGUAGGUCAGCCGGGCCUGACUGGCUUGACAUUCAUCCACACGAAUACGAAUACGCACACGAAUACGAAUACGAACUCGAACUCGAACUGCAACUCCAACUCGAAUUCGCCCUUGCAGAGCUUCUACGGCCAUGAGACUGACUCGCCGGACCUGAAGGGGGCCUCGCCGUUCCUGCUCCACGGCCAGAAGGUGGCCACGCCGACGCUCAAGUUCCACAAUCACUUUCCGCCCGACAUGCAGACCGAUAAAAAGGAUCACAUACUGGACCAGAACAUUAUGACCAGCACACCCAUGACCGACUUCGGUCCGCCCAUGAAGCGGGGACGCAUGACGCCGCCAACCUCGGAGCGCGUGAUGCUCUACGUGCGGCAGGAGAACGAGGAGGUGUACACCCCGCUGCAUGUGGUUCCCCCCACCACAAUUGGCCUGCUGAAUGCGAUUGAAAACAAAUACAAAAUCUCAACAACGAGCAUAAAUAACAUUUAUCGCACAAACAAGAAGGGGAUUACUGCGAAAAUUGACGAUGAUAUGAUAUCGUUCUACUGCAAUGAGGACAUCUUCUUGCUGGAGGUGCAGCAGAUCGAGGACGAUCUGUACGAUGUGACGCUGACGGAGCUGCCCAACCAGUAGCAGGAGCAUCCACUCACAAUACACAAAAAUAUGGACACAAUUUUUGCCAACAACACACACACACACAAGUUGUUUCAAUAAGCCAUUUUCCAUAGAGCCUAAGCCUAAAUCGUAGUGUAGUUGUAAUGUGGAGCCAGAGCCCAUCCAAGUUGCUACAAAAAUGGAUGGAUAUAUAGAAAUGCUAAUACAAUACAUACAUAACCAUAUAAAUAUACAUAAACAUAUAGACAUAUGCAUAAAAUUCGAUUUAGAUUUAGCAACAAUGAGAUUACUGAAAAUUUUUUGAUCAAAUUUGAAAUUCUCGCUAUGUUUAUAGAUAUUGUAAUAUUGUCUAAGCCCUAAUCAUAAUCGUAAUGUGUAUUUAUGCGUAUAUAGUACCAUAUAUAUUGAUAUAUAUCGAGUCUAUAUAGAUAUACUAUACAUACACUCGUAUGUAUGUGUGUAUGGAGUGCAAAAGCUGUCUGUCCAGUAGCACAUAAGUUUCGCUUCCGCUCCCCUGCUUAUGCUUAGACCUUAGGUCCAGGGCAAGUAAGAGUUACAGAAUCUAUCUUUUAGAACCUUUAAUUCUAUAUAUAAACACACCCUAGAGAUACAUGUAUGUAUGUAUGUUUGUCGUAAGCGUUUACUUGUUGAAUAUAAAUUGUACAAUUAUUUUUGGAUAAGCCCACACAAAAACAAAAAAACAAAAGCAAAAAACCAAUCGUUUGUUCUAUAUUUCUGUUUCCAAAUCUCGUAACUCGUUACCCGUUACCUUCCCUCUACUAUCCGGCCCACUCUGUUAUGUUAUAUAUAAUUAGGAUCUCUGAAAGAAAAGAAAAAAAGGAACGGAAAUUUGAAGCGAAAAUUACAUUGACAUUGUCCAAAAGAAAAGAAAGCAUAACUAUCCGUAACUUUAGGGAUACACAUAGCGAUAAGUACACUCUGCAAUAAAACAUGUUGAUAAAAAUCGUAGUUAAGUCCCAGAUAAGGCAAAACAAUAUCGAAACAAA